GAAGUCCGGAAUAGCCGCAGCACUACCGCGCGGCAUCCGCGCAUCCCAGUUCCCCCAUCCCUCAUCCUCCAUCUCCCAUUCGUGCGGCCAACACAAUCAAGGCCCAACUGCCAAUGCUUCGGCCAGAACGCUGCAUGCCCGCUGUCGAACUGCGUUUCUCCGGCCUUCAAAAGUCGCGCGGCACCUCAGUCAGGUAAUUCGUGUGCGGCCGCCGAGAGUGGGACCUUGAUGGACGAACUCCACCGACCUUGGCAGCAAACCACCGUUUGUUGCUCUGGCUGUUCCGUUGUUGGCAUGAAAUCGCCGUUAUUACGCUGUCUACUUUCACAUUCACGCAUACAUAAGAAGGGCGCCGCCGCCGGAUGAGCGACCGAUCCCCGCCCUGCGCUGUUGAACUAGGUGCUCGCUGGCCCGGAGGGCGUCUCCUUCCCCCCCGCUCGCCUUUGGUCAUCAACGGGACGCUGCCCUGUGGAUGGUAGCAAAUCUCUGUGUGGAAAUACAGGUCGCUGUCAGUACGUCUCGAAGGCACAGAGGCAUGGCUGCUGAUGGCUUGCCCGAAGGGGCUGCCCUCGAGGAUCGUUUGCGCAGCCUGAUCCUCAGCAACGCGAAGCCACAGUCAGCAGCUCCGGCACCCGAUGGCCAGGAAGGGCCGCUGCAUCCAUCCUCCCCGCCGAGCAGCGGAACAAGCAGUGGACCAGGCCACGGUCCGUCGAGAGCAUCCCGGAAGCGACCAAACCAAGCGCAGCGUCGACAGUUGUCGGCCCAGCUCUCCAUCCCCAUCGACCCCCGGCCCCAGUUUCACCACCACCAGUCUCACCAUUCUCAUCAGUUUCAUCAGUCCCGUGACUCCCACAGGUCAUACGCGAGUUCACCCGGCGAUAUUGAUCACCAUUAUCAGUUUCAUCAUCAACCACAACAACAACAACAACACCAACAACGUGGCAGGGGCGGCCAUCACGACCCGCGGGAGCCGCGCUCGGCCACAUUCCGCCCGCCCAGCCGAGGACACCCAAUUCCCGGCCCUCCUCUGACAGGUGGGCCAUUCCCGUCCCGGUCGCGGCAUCAACCUUCCCUCUCCUACCAUGGACCCAUGUCAACGCCAGAUCAUUUCGGGUGGCCGCAGCCUCCGAUGCUCCCGCCGGGCCUGGUGCCGCCGUAUCAAAUGCCCGGCAUGCCUCCCGUACCUGCCAUGCUGCCCAUGCCCUUCGACGCCCUGCCGCUCAUGCGUCCAGGACACGGUGCCUCCGAUCUCAACAGCCCGGGGCCGCCUUUCAACAUCAACCGGGAAGAGUUGAGCGCGCAAGCCGAGCUGCUGGAAGGGCUCUGUAACACCGUCGUUGCCGAUGCCGAGAUUGAGCGUGCCGAGAUAGUGGAGAAGGAAAACUUCCGACUCAAGAUCGAGAGCGUGGCCAGAGCCGCGAUUGCCGAGUACGAAAGAAGUCAAAAUGGAUUUCAUGCGUUUCCUCCUGAGAGCGUGCAGCUCAAGUGUUUCGGUAGCCUUGCCUCCGGCUUCGCGACCAAAGCCUCUGACAUGGACCUCGGUCUGCUGUCCCCGCUGUCCCGCAUACAGCCGGAUGCGCCUGGCUCUCCGAUUCCAAGACUUGUUGAAAAGGCUUUCCUCGAUAUCGGCCUCGGCGCCCGCUUGCUUACACGCACCCGGGUCCCCAUCAUCAAGGUCUGCGAAAAGCCUCCCGAGAAGCUUCGCUUGCUGCUUCUAGCGGAGCGGGAGAAGUGGGAACGAGGCCUUCUUGAGGCGCCCCACGAAGAUGAGGCUCAGGAGGGCGCCGACGCACACUCGGCAGAGGAUGUCCAGCCUGAAGCCCAAGCAGAGGCCCAAGCCCAAGAGGAAGUGCUCACCCCGGAGCAGAAGCUGCAGAGGAUCAAGCAAGGCGCAACGUCCAGCCUAUCUUCCUAUUAUGGCUCCGUCAAGCGCGUGCUCAGGAUGCUCGGCUGCCGCGACGUCACCCACUCGACCGUUGCGGAGUUCAAGGCGGAAGAUGUCAAACUUCUGAACCAAGUUUGCUUAGCGUUUGUCGACGGUCUUGCCGAUAGCAAGCUACGGGACCGGCUACUAACGUAUCGCUCCCUCAACCGGUACGACCUGCUUUCGUGUCUCAAGCUCCGUACCCUACUGGGCGUCUUCACUCAAGUCGAGGGCGAACAGUUGGCCUUGGCCUGGGAAUCUCGCCCCUUCCAAGAGAAGGACUCUGCUCGUGAGAGAGCUGCGGAGAGCACCGUGAGGGCUUGGAGGGAGCUUCAGAACUCGCCCGAUUAUGGCCGCGAUCCGAUGGGUUACCAGAAGGAGCUGCAGUUGGCAGUUGAGCAGCUGAAGAAGAUACCCUCGAUUCAGGUCCUGCUCCUUUCCCAGGCCCACAACGAGACCGCCACGAGCUACUGCUCCAGGGCUUCCAGGUUGCUUCACGAGUUGGUCGGCCACGACUCGCCUGCCCGGGCGGAUGCUGUAUUGCCCACCUUGGUCCGGCAUUAUAUCGCGGGCAUCCUGAACCCCAGCAUCCGCGAGCAAGUUGAGCGCUUCCAGCAGUCCCAUGGCGUCACGAACUUGAGGAUCAUUGGCCGCAGGCAUAAGAGCCUGCAGCUCGCACUCGAGUAUGAGACAUGCCUGGGCAAGCGUCUCUACAGCGACGAAACAGCGGCCAAGGUCCGGCGUUACGUGGAGUUUUUGCGGGCUUCCACGGCAAAACCGCCGGCCGCAGGCCACCACUCCCUUGGAGUCGUCCCUCUGCCGCCGGAUUUAGCCCCGCUUCUGUCCGAGAUUCGCCUGCUCGGCGACCCGUCCAAGGCAGCGCCCAACCAGCCACGGGAUCGUUACAACAGUGCACUGGAGUUUCCUAAAUCGGGGGUCGGCGUCCAGUGUGACAUCAACUUCUCUGCCCACCUCGCGAUUCAGAACACCCUGCUGCUGCGCUGCUACUCCCACUGCGACCCCCGUGUGCGGCCGCUCGUCCUCUUCGUCAAGCACUGGGCCAAGGUCCGCCGCAUCAACUCGCCGUACCGUGGCACGCUCGGCAGCUACGGCUACGCCCUCAUGAUGCUGCAUUACCUCGUCAAUGUUGCCCAGCCAUUUGUCUGCCCCAACCUGCAGCAACUGGCGCGCCCGCCCGAUCCGAACCUCACCCCGCAGCAGGUCGAGGAGACGGUUAUGUGCAAGGGUCGCGACAUCCAGUUCUGGCGUGACGAGGCCGAGAUCAUACGCCUCGCGCGCGACAAUGCCCUCACGCAAAAUCGCGAGUCCGUCGGCGAGCUCCUGCGCGGCUUCUUCGAGUACUACGCCAAGGGCGGCAGCCCCAUGAGCACGCUACCGUGCCGCAGCUUCGACUGGGGCCGCGACGUCUUGAGCCUGCGCACCCACGGCGGCCUGCUCAGCAAGCAGGCCAAGGGCUGGACGGGCGCCAAGACCGUCGUCGAGGUCAAUUCGGCCGCCGCGCCAGAUCGUAGCCCUCCUCCUCCUCCUCCUCCUUCUGCUGCUGCUGCUGCAAGCCCCGACGUCCAACCCUUCAACACCAACAGCAACGUUGCCCCCGCAGCAGCAGCCGGUGAACCAGAACCCGAACCUUUGAGCCAGACCCAGCCCCAGCCCCAAAACGCGCCGGCCGCCGUCGAGGUCAGAGAGAUCCGCUACCGCUACCUCUUCGCCAUCGAGGACCCCUUCGAGCUGGACCACAACAUCGCGCGCACCGUCACGCACGCCGGGAUCGUGCAGAUCCGCGACGAGUUCCGCCGCGCGUGGCGCAUCAUCAAGAAUGCCGGGCGGAGUGCGCUGCAGGGCGACCCGAGUCAGAACCAGAGCGGGACAUGGCGGCACGAGGACUUGCUCGAGGACGUGGUGAGCGUGCAGGAGGCGAGGGAGCGCGAGCAGUUUGCGAAGCUGUUGGAGGAGCUGCAUGGGGUGCGUUUCGACGAGGGCGAUGGGGGUGACGGAGAAGGCGCUGCCGAGGGGGAGGGAGCAGCGGACAAUGGCGGGGAAUUAUAGAGGGGAGGAAAGGUGGUUGGUUAAGCUGUCUCGACUGGCAGCUUGUGUGUGAGUUGAAGAGGUUGAUGUCCACAUACAGCGAGAUGGGAGGAUGCGU
Messenger RNA from Thermothielavioides terrestris NRRL 8126, 4088 nucleotides. RefSeq lists its product as uncharacterized. Gene Ontology annotation, biological process: RNA 3'-end processing. Gene Ontology annotation, molecular function: RNA uridylyltransferase activity. The record is from RefSeq and is a predicted model, not a curated record. Bases 1163 to 3991 code for a protein of 942 amino acids. The transcript has a single exon. Lineage: Eukaryota; Fungi; Ascomycota; Sordariomycetes; Sordariales; Chaetomiaceae.